GCUUUUCCCCACAUUCAUUCAUUGACUGAGUGGUCAUGAGUGAAAAUCCAAAGAACUUUGUCAAAGCGCUGUUCAAAGAUCUGCGCGAACGCGGCGACGAGCUGCUCGAUGGGACGUCCAAGCUCAGCCUCGCCGCGGACUGGCUGCAGUACCUGAGCACGCGCUUCCCCGAAUUCCCCGAUACCGGCAAUCCAGAGGCCGACAACGAGUUCAACGCGUCCCUCUCAGUAACGGAUGGUAUUCUCGCGGACGAGGUUGCGUUCGUGUUUGAUUUUUUCCAACUCAUCGGAGCACUCAAGCUGUUGCCGCCAAGGGGUCGCUUCAAUCCAGUCGCUCCACCGGCAUCGCUUGGCGUGUUUCGCUCAAUCACAGUGUUGGAGAUCACAGACUUUCCUAUUACAAGCCUGGCACCCAUCACAACCCUUCGUGGACAUUUGCAGUCUCUUACCGUGUCGCACUCGAUUGAAUCGCUGCAGUCGCUGUUGCAAGGGCCCAAGGGCAGAAACCCCGAAACGCCGGCGCAGGAUCGCCCUUGGCUCAAGUUGACGCAUUUAAUUUGUGCAAACAAUCGUAUCUCUGCGUUGGAUUCGUCUUUGCGGCUUGUGCCUUCGGUUUCCCACUUCAAUCUCAGUAACAACGUUCUCGAUGCCAUUUCAGCCGAUCUAAAGCAUUUAUCCAACAUUGUUUCGCUCGACAUGAGCUCAAACAAUAUUUCAAGUGUCGACCGGUUGUAUGAAAUUCUAGGGAACGUCACCAUCUUGAAUUUGCGAGGAAACGCUCUGUUCUCGCUCAAGGGUCUUGAAAAGCUCUAUCCUAUCGAAGAUUUGGAUUUGUCGCAAAACAAAAUCGUCAACCUCGAAGAGCUUCGAAUCUUGUCACGGCUUCCCAUGCUGUCCAAACUCAACCUGGUUGGCAACCCGAUUUGUGCAUACGAGGACUACCGGUCAAAAGUGUUUGCCAUGUUUGGCUCGCGAGGUCAUGAGCUCCUUCUGGACGGCACUGGGCCCGGUCCGAAAGAGCGCCAGGCUAUCACCGCAGCAAUCCAACUGGCUGCAGAGAAAGCGCAGCAACAAGCAGCAGCAGCGGCAGCAUCCGCCGCAAUUUACACCAGCGCAAGCUCACCGAUGACCAUUGCUACUCCUAGCCCCGCUCCUUACUCUGAAACACCCACAUUGACGCCAACGGCAGAUACUUCCAUCAACACGUAUGCGCUUUACCAGCAGCCGAAAAAGAAGGCCACCAAGCGCACCGUGGUCAUCGACAACGAGGCCGCUUCGGUGAAAGGCGCUUCCGCUGACAAUGACGAUGACGCGGCUAACAGAGAUGCAGGUGUUGAUGGACCGUUCCGCGCUGCUGCGUUGGCAUCUUCUCCCCCGCCCUUGCUGGCUGCUGCACCCACCGGCAGCAGUGAUCUUGCUGUUGCCGUCCCGAAAGCCACCAAGACGAAAAAGGACAAAGUCAAGUCUGCCAAACCCAAGGGAUCGCCAGCCAAGAACAAGCUCGUGGCAGAGAUUGGCGCGCCCGUUGCUGGUCCCAAAGGCAGUGGCCCUGCUGCCGCCGCUGGAGCCAGCCGGUCAGCGCCUGGCGCCUUGGGUGUCGAGCCGCCUGCUGCCACCACGGGCGAAGACUUUGCCAAAACCAUGCAAUCCAUGCGAAGCGAGGCCGGCAACGCAUGGCUGGUUGUGUGGAAUCACAUGAAUGCCGACGAGCAGAGCAGCGCGGCUGCGAGCGGCAAGACGGGCAAUCAUCAAGCAGACAUGACUUCCGACGACCCCAAUAGCGAUGACAUUGACGAAAUUUUGAAGCGAUCAGCUCUCGCCAUUCGCGCCAGCACGGCAACAAAGUCGGCCGAGCAGAAAGCCAAGGCACUUUCCGCAGUCGCCGCCGCUUCUGCAUCUGCGCCAGUGGACGCUGCUGCCAUCGAAGUGGUCACUCCUCAGGGCCCUUCGCGAACGGCCACUCCUGCUAAUGGCUCCGUCAAGCCAACCUCGAGCGCGAAAGCAUCGGCCGAGGCCGAGCCCGAGGAAAAGCCGCUCUUUGACUCUUUGGCUGCAGCCCUUCAACAGCAGCAGCAGCAAGAUGAGCAGUCGUUGCCCGUCGCUCAAAUAGCGCCCGCUCCUGCUCGCGCUGCUCGCCUCGGCAACGCGUCUGCAACCUCAACGGGCGAUGCUACCUCCACGCAGGAAAAUGUCGCGACGACCGAGUUCAUCGUGGAUGUGCUUGGACGGAACAAUUUUACGCGCAUUUCACGCAUCAUCACUGUGAGUGAAGACUCCAUUCUCGAGUCGGACGUGGCGAACGGCAGCCUCGUGGACAUGCUCGACACCAAAGCCCUGACCUCUGUCGACGAAAUUCGCCGAGAGGGAAACCGUCCCACACUGCACCUCGUGUUUAGCUACACGCGAACCGUGGUGAAGGAGCGAGAGUACACGAUGGAAGAUGACGCGGAAAAGGACGAGCUGAUGGCAAUCCUUCGGCCAGUUCUUCUUGCAAACGAGAAGAACUCCCUGGAUCGGCGCCUUCAAGGCCGCUUCCAGUGCGCGACGUGCUCAUUCACAUUUUCCGAGCGUGGAUCGGAGCCAGUAGUGUCGGGUGUGGUUGCAGCCAUCACCAACGCGUUUGGCGCGAAAUCCGCCGCUGCCGCCCUGCUUGACGCCAAUUCUGAUGGCACCUGCCCUCGGUGCAAGUCAGUGUUUGUCGUCAAAUAUUUUGGCGACGACAAGCAACAGCAACAGCAACAGCAACAGCAGCAACAACAACAACUACAACCAGUCCAACCGCAACCAGCGCCCUUGCAGGCUCCAAAACCAGUCAAGCCUCCGCUGCAGCACCAACAAAGCCAGGCUUGGUCGGACAUCAUCACGUCGGCCACUCAAGUCAGCAGUCAAAAGCAAUCAGAGCAGCAAUCUCUUGCUGGCUUAAUCCUCGAAGAAUCCGAGACCGAAGGCUCUGCCGCAGCAGCACCGCCGCCAGCGCCCGCAGCACCACCAAAGUUGCCCGACGCCGCAACGGCGCCAGAGCCCACGACAACAGCCACUGUUCUCGAAGACUUGGCGCGCGACACAUCAACGCUCGAGUCCCUCUUCACGACCGUCGACCAUCGCGCCCAGCUCCAGUUUUCGAUUGCCUUCUUCACAGACGACGACGAAGAAAAGUUUGUGUGUGGCAUGCGCACAACGUUCAUGCAAGUGUCUGGUGCGACAAAGAACGAUGCGCGUGUUGAGUCGCCGUGUCUGCUCGUUCUGAGUACCCGUGCCCUGUACAUUGCGCACGUCACGAGCUCCAUUGCCGCGGGCUCUUUCGGGAACCAGUCUGCCUUCCCGCCUGUCUUUACACCGACCUCGGUGAAGGCACUCAACGUGAGCCAAGUGCAGACGGUGGUUCAAGAGCUUCCGCGCUGUGCCGUGUCGACCUUCCCCAGCGCCAUCAACUUUGCUGAUCCUGCCAACGACUUGAAGCUGUUUGCCAGCCUCAAGCUCUCGCAGCUGACCUUCGUCGACGUCGGAUUGGGUCGCCACUCGUUCCGCGUCGAGUUUGCGGGCGGCACGACGUUUGUCUUCUUCCCGCGCGACGCGCUAUGGACACGCGUGUACAUGCGGUAUCUCUCUGAGGCCGUUUUGAUGGAAGCAGCUCGUAUCGGCGCAGAGCCCACCUUUGACGGCAUCAACACGUCGCCGAGCCCCCGAACAAUGGAUAAUUUGGCCAAAGUGGCGCGCCUGGCACGCCGCAUUGUCGAGGCCCCGCAGCUUGUACGGCCCGUGGCUACGCGCAAACCAGCUGCGUCUGAGGCUUCUCGUGGGCUGCGCGCCAACACGAUCGCCGACACCAACGCUGCGCGAGAGGACUCUGUGAGCAUUCUGGACUUUUUCGUGCCCGGAACGCUGGACGAAAAAGACCGCGACGGCUCCGCAACCGUCGGCGAUGACUCGCUUGCUCGAACGGAUGAAGAUGACGACACUGUCAUCUUUUACCCAGAUGACGCUCAGGACGCUGCUGACAAGGAGGCCGAGGACGACGAGGAUUCGCUUGCCCAACUUCUCACGGGUAGUGCGGCUGGUUUGUCGUCCAGCAGCAACAUGUCGGUACAGGCUUACCACCUGGUUCUUUGUCGUAAAGCUGGAUCUCGCAAGCUCCGACCACGAUCCAUCUUUGUCAUCCAAAACAGGCUGUUCAUGUGCGUCGAAAACUUUGGUUGGCCCGCGCCUCACCAGAAAGCCAAAAACCACAAGAUGCCUGCGCAACCCCAAUUUGGUUUGACGUCCUUCCAUAAAAUCGAUGACAUCUCGCAUAUGGAGCUGUCCGACAACCAGCCCUGCAGCGUUCUGAUGAUCUUCGAGGAUGAUCUCUUCACGACACCCGAUGCAAGCGAUGACGAGGAUGAACAAAUCACACCCAAGGCGCGCGAGGCGAUGAAUCGUUGGGACUUGGUGUUUGCGACAGCCGAUGCCGCCCACGCGUUCAAGCGGGACAUUUUCAAGCUGUUCAAAAUGCUAUUCCAAGUGGAUAUGGUUGUCAUUCCACGCGAUGAAGACGAGGAUGAACUUGGACAAAACGGCGAUGAUGAUUAGUGGUAGUUGAUUGAUUUUUUUUUUGGAUUAUAAUAUUUGUUUUUGGAAGAAGG
This is a messenger RNA of Capsaspora owczarzaki ATCC 30864, 4621 nucleotides long. Its product is annotated as nisch protein. Gene Ontology annotation, molecular function: protein kinase binding. The record is from RefSeq and is a predicted model, not a curated record. The transcript has 12 exons. NCBI's taxonomy places the organism in Eukaryota, Filasterea, Ministeriida, Capsasporidae. Gene Ontology annotation, cellular component: cytoplasm. The coding region runs from base 36 to 4568 and encodes 1510 amino acids.